UCAGGGCAGCCAAGUGCUGAUAGUAACAACUAAUUAUUAUUAUUGCUAUUAUUAUUAUUACUAUUAUUAUUUAACUUGGUGAAAUAUUAUUUAUUGUUAUUAUUAUUAUUUUUUAAAAUAUUAUUACGUUGAUAAUUAAUACAAGUUAUUUAAUUGCAAUAAAAUCGUUAGUGAACUUUUACGUGACGGUAUAAAAAAAGGUGGCAAUUAAAUAUCGUGGAAAUAAUUAUUAUUUUAAAAAAUACCUCAGGAAAAGUGGGCGAGGGCGUGCGUGACCGGGUUUAGAUCGUUACAGGGGUGGAAAAAAAGCUCUCAACUCAGGUCGUGUGCGUGUCCAUGUGUGCAAGUGUGUAGUUUGAUAUAUUUUUAUUUUAUAAUUUGACACGCCUGAAAACGGCGCAAGGAACGCCAACGGCGACGACGACGGCGGCCAACCAAAGUAAGACCGAUUUAACAUCAGCGCCUGGACAUCCUAUCGUGAAGGUAUCAGUCCAGUGUGAAUCCUGUCGUGGCAACUUUAACCUAUCACGUCGCAUGCUUCGCGGAGUCAAGUCCAACAAGUCGGAAAUACCCGAUCAAAGGAGGCGCUGCUCGUGGAUAAUAUGCGGUAGAACCUGUAAUCCACGUCUGGCAGGUAAAUUUAGCAGCUGGUGGAAUUCCGACUUCUCGGAGCUCAAGGAAGUACAGAUAAAAUAGCCUCCUUGGCUUUGGAGAUCGUAACAUAGAGCUGGCAUUUAUUGCCAAGUAGACUACUGUGAUUAUUACAAUCAUCAGUAGAAUUGGAAAGCACUUGGUGGAUUUAAAUACUCGAAGAUGGCGACGAUAGACGGAAGACCGGCCCAAUAUGGGAUCACUCUCAAACAGCUACGAGAGCUCAUGGAGCACCGAGGGCGCGAGGGUGUUAACAAAAUAAACGCUCUCGGUGGUGUGCAGGAAAUAUGUAAAAAGUUGUACACCUCGCCGAGCGAUGGUCUCAGUGGAUCAUCGGGGGACAUGCAACACAGGCGAGACACAUUUGGUUCCAACAUGAUACCUCCAAAACCACCUAAAACGUUUCUCACGUUAGUGUGGGAAGCUCUCCAAGAUGUUACUUUGAUAAUCCUUGAAAUAGCUGCGUUGGUUUCGUUAGGUCUUAGCUUUUAUCAUCCAACGAGUCAUAAACACGACGAUGAUGUUAAAUUAGAUGAAGACGAAGCUAAAUACGGUUGGAUUGAAGGUCUUGCUAUUUUAAUAUCCGUAGUAGUGGUUGUGUUAGUUACAGCAUUUAACGAUUACUCAAAAGAAAGGCAGUUUCGGGGUUUACAAAAUAGGAUAGAGGGUGAACAUAAAUUUGCUGUUAUAAGACAAGGAGAAGUUAAGCAAAUUUCCGUAUCUGAUAUCGUGGUGGGCGAUAUUUGUCAGAUAAAAUAUGGAGAUUUGCUACCGGCGGAUGGUCUUCUGAUACAGAGUAAUGAUCUAAAGGUCGACGAGUCAAGUUUGACUGGUGAAUCGGAUCACGUUAAGAAAGGCGAAGCCUUUGAUCCGAUGGUGCUAUCUGGUACACACGUGAUGGAGGGCUCAGGAAAAAUGCUCGUGACAGCUGUGGGUGUUAAUUCACAGGCUGGUAUUAUCUUCACGUUGCUUGGUGCUGCUGUUGAUCAACAGGAGCAGGAAAUUAAGAAGAUGAAGAAAGAAGCUAAAAAGCAGCGGAAGAAGAAGUCUCUCCCAGGAGAUGAAGCCGGAGAGAUCACGGGCAAUAGUCAUCCAGGAAGCGGCGGAAGUGUCAAACAACACGACGGAGAAAAUCACGCGGCCCCUUCAGGUGGCGGUGGACAUGCUGAUGGAAAAAAAGAAAAAAGUGUACUACAAGCCAAAUUAACAAAACUUGCAAUCCAAAUUGGCUAUGCCGGAUCAACAAUUGCAGUACUGACAGUCAUUAUUUUAAUUGUACAAUUUUCCGUUAAGAAAUUUUACAUUCAAAAAUCCGAAUGGAGAAGUGAAUACAUAAAUAAUUUUAUACGACACUUGAUUAUUGGUGUUACCGUGCUUGUGGUUGCUGUACCGGAAGGUCUUCCACUCGCCGUUACGUUGUCUCUUGCCUACUCAGUCAAGAAAAUGAUGAAAGACAACAACUUGGUACGGCAUCUGGACGCUUGUGAGACGAUGGGUAAUGCAACAGCGAUUUGCUCCGACAAAACGGGUACUCUUACGACAAAUCGUAUGACUGUUGUCCAGUCGUACAUAUGCGAGAAGCUCAGCAAAACAAUACCGCCGUUUUCUGAUCUACCGAGUCACGUUGGAAAUUUAAUUAUACAUGCAAUUUCUAUUAACUCGGCUUACACGUCCAGAAUAAUGCCCUCACAAGAUCCCACCGAGCUACCGAUGCAGGUCGGCAACAAAACCGAAUGUGCCUUACUUGGAUUUGUACUGGCAAUGGGCCAGAAUUAUCAAACGGUACGGGAUGAUCAACCAGAGGAAACAUUUACGCGUGUAUACACAUUUAACAGUGUUAGAAAAAGUAUGUCUACUGUUGUUCCAAGACCCGGCGGCGGUUACAGGCUUUUUACCAAGGGUGCUUCCGAGAUCAUCAUGAAGAAAUGUGCCUUUAUUUACGGUCGCGACGGACAUUUGGAAAAAUUCACCCGUGAAAUGCAAGAUCGUCUGGUUAAAAAUGUUAUUGAGCCAAUGGCGUGUGACGGAUUGCGUACUAUUUCAAUAGCAUACCGUGAUUUUGUACCCGGAAAAGCUGAAAUAAAUCAAGUACACAGUGAGGGUGAGCCCAAUUGGGAAGACGAAGAAAAUAUUGUUAAUAAUUUGACGUGUCUGUGUAUCGUUGGUAUUGAGGAUCCCGUAAGACCAGAAGUACCAGAGGCAAUAAGAAAAUGUCAAAAAGCUGGUAUAACAGUACGUAUGGUCACGGGUGACAAUAUAAAUACCGCAAGAUCAAUAGCAUUGAAAUGUGGUAUAUUUAAACCAAAUGAAGAUUUUCUUAUACUUGAGGGUAAAGAGUUCAACAGGCGAAUAAGAGACAGUAAUGGUGAAGUUCAACAGCACUUACUGGAUAAAGUUUGGCCAAAAUUAAGGGUACUGGCACGUUCAUCACCCACCGAUAAGUAUACUUUGGUAAAAGGUAUUAUCGAUAGUACUUGUUCAGCCUCACGCGAGGUUGUCGCUGUCACGGGAGACGGUACUAAUGAUGGCCCGGCGUUAAAAAAAGCCGACGUUGGUUUCGCGAUGGGUAUAGCUGGUACAGAUGUUGCUAAAGAAGCUUCCGAUAUUAUAUUAACAGACGACAACUUCUCGUCAAUUGUUAAGGCCGUGAUGUGGGGCAGAAAUGUAUACGACAGUAUAGCUAAAUUUUUGCAAUUUCAAUUGACAGUAAACAUUGUCGCUGUUAUUGUUGCAUUCAUUGGUGCUUGUGCUGUGCAAGAUUCACCUCUCAGAGCGGUCCAAAUGUUGUGGGUUAAUUUAAUUAUGGACACACUCGCGUCACUUGCACUGGCUACCGAAUUACCUACACCGGAUCUUUUGCUUCGUAAACCUUACGGGCGUACGAAGCCACUUAUUUCCAGGACAAUGAUGAAAAAUAUUCUGGGCCAAGCUAUUUAUCAACUGACUGUUAUUUUUACGCUUCUCUUUGCCGGUGACCGGAUGCUAGAUAUACCCACUGGUCUAGGUGCUGCUGACAAAGGCGUUUCAACAACUCAACACUUUACAAUAAUAUUCAACACAUUUGUCAUGAUGACCCUCUUCAACGAAUUCAACGCGAGAAAAAUUCACGGUCAGCGUAAUGUCUUCCAGGGAAUAUUCACCAACCCCAUCUUCUACUCAAUUUGGAUCGGGACAAUGUUAUCCCAAGUUAUUAUCAUUCAGUAUGGAAAGAUGGCAUUCAGCACAAAAGCUCUAACUCUAGAACAAUGGUUGUGGUGCAUAUUCUUCGGAGUUGGUACGUUAGUGUGGGGCCAAGUAGUUACAACAGUUCCUACAAGAAAGAUUCCUAAGAUACUCUCAUGGGGCCGCGGCCAGCCGGAUGAUAUCGGUGCUAUCAAUCUAGGAGACGAGAAAUUCGACCCAGACUCGGAUAAAAAGCCGCGCGCAGGACAAAUUCUAUGGAUCCGUGGUCUAACACGGCUACAGACUCAGACGAGCAAUAGAAGUCUGGUGCAAAAUGUAUCUGUGACAGGCAGAUCCCCCUCUCAGGAUUACUAUAUGAUCCGCGUAGUGAACGCAUUUCGGCAGGGCCUAGACUCGCGAUACGGCGAGCACAGUGGAUUGACCCUUGCGGAGGUACUGCGGAAACAAUCAUCGCUGAGUAAGCGGCACUCACAGACGAGCAGCAUCGAUUAUGCAGAUAAUUUGCCGGAUGAAUUGACAAUACCAGAGAUUGAUGUUGAGCGGUUAUCUAGUCACAGUCAUACUGAGACUGCUGUUUAAAUAAAUAAACUAUAAUAAAAUAUAAAUUACAUAGCAGUUUUAAGCUGAGGAGAAACAAUGUCUGGCAUUGCCCUCGGGGCUUAUCAUUGUCGAAUUAAAACAUGAAACAGAGUGCCACAGGUUGAAAAUUUAAAUUACCAUCAAUCUCAUGAGGAUCGCGGCAAAGGCGCUUGUUAUCUACUAGUGAUAUCCGACAGCUCAUGCAUUAUCAUCACAAAUAUCAACAUCAGUAAAUCAUCCUACAUGUUUUGUCAAUAAUAAUGGGACUAAUAAACGGCAUCUUCUUAAAUCAUUGCAUUGAUCUCAUCAGAUGACCUCGUGGUUUAAGUUUUGUGUGACAGUGCUGAUUAACUUUGUGAGGUCACAGUGUGCUAAUUUAAUUAUUAUACAUAAAAAUAUAAAUAUAUAUAUAUAUAAAUAUUUAUUAUUACUAAUAGUAAUAAUAAUAAUUAUAAUUACAAUUAUAAUAAUACCGAUAUAAGAUACUUAACACGGGACUCCUCGUCGAGUGCGCGCGAUCACAGACGAUCUGCUAUUCAUUUAUAUUUAUUUUAAUAAUUAGUGCGGUCCAUUGACAAAUACUCUUAACUCUCUCUAUCUAUCUCUUUCUUAUUGUUGUUAUUAUUAUUAUUAUUAUUAUCAUAGAUAAGUACACGUAAGCACGCGUGGUUGCCAGAGGGGAGAGACAGGGUAAGCGGAGACUUUGACGAUCGGUAUGAAAAAAAUUUAAUUAUUGAAUUUUAAAAAUAAAUGUCAUCUAAAUAGUGAUAUAUUAAACUUUUUUUCAUACAUUAUAUGUUAAUAAUAAUACAAAUACCUCAUAUAUUAAAAUUUUCUGACACACCGGAGAUUUUUGCUAACGGGUGGAUCGCACUGAGCUAGAAACCGAAGUAACGCACCACUGCCUUCCCAAUUUCUUCGGAGUCAUUUACACUAAUUAUUUAUAUUUUAUCAACAGACUAUAUAUUUUAUUAUUAUUAUUAUUUUAAACAGAUACUUUUAUAUCUUGCCGUCGGUUCUCAAUGUUAUUUAUGCACACACUAGUACAAAUGCGACGUAACACCCACAAUUAUUAUUAUUGUCAUUAAAAAAAUAAAUUAAUCUCCGCUAAAUCUCUCUCUCCCACUCUCGCUUUAUUUAAAUUAACGUGUACUCUUAUAUAUAUGAAAAAAUUAAAAUCUUUCCCUUCGGCUGUUUGUUUAAAAAAUAAAAAUAAAUAAAUAAAAAAAAAAAAUAAAACAAAUCUACCUGCCUAUCCGUCGCGCGAUCGAAAGCUACAGCGUUGUGUGACUUAAUAAAAAAAAUAUUGUCUAGUCAUUUAGUUAAUUAUAUCAUUGUACUUCCGCGAAUAACUCUGCACAGGGGGUGCCUUACCGCAACAAAAAAAACGCAGAUAAAAAUUUUAAUAAUUAUAAUAAAUGGGUACUUGUAAAUCGUUGUACCGGUUAAUAGGAAAAACUAAUAAAUAAAUAAAUAAAUAUAUGAUAAAUAAAAAGAAAAAUGAUAAUACAAAUUAUAAAAAAAACCACCGUUACGUUAAUGAUUAACGAAUUAAAAUAACUUAUAAAUAAAUAAAUAAAAAAUAGUGAUAAUAAAUAAUAAUAAUAAUAAAUUUGCUCGUUAAUUUAUAAAGAAAUACUAUGCGGUGGAAAUUGUUUUUUUUUUUAAUUUACUUUAUUUUAUAUCCGCCGGCGAAUCGCCGUUGAUUAUUACGCUUAGGAUGUAAUCCACAUGUACAAGUCCAAGCGCCACGGCGACGUAGAAAAAAAAAAAUAAAUAAGUAAUUUUAUUAAUAUUAAUUAAGAAUGAUUGGUCAUUUAAGUGUUAAUCAUUUAAUUAUAAGAUAAAUUUAAAUAUUAUUAUUAUUAUUAUGAGUAUUUAGAGUGGAAAUAAUAAAUAAGUAAAUACUAUACAAAUAAAAAAAAACAUUAACACAGUAACAAUAAAUAAAUUUAAUAAUAAUAAUAAUAAUAAAAUAAUUAACAUACAUGUCAGGUUAAUUAAUUGCUUAAUUAACCUGGGGAUUUUGCGGGCAGAUAACCGGCAAAAGGUACUGGUUACCUGACGUCUUGUAAUGUAGAUAAUAAUAAUAAUAAUAAUAAUAAUAAUAAUAAUUAAUUAAUAAAUUAAAUAGUGAGAUGACAAAUGAUUAACGCUGUGUUAAGCACGCGGUUGUGGCGAGGCUACGAGGAAAAAAAAUAUAUUUACUUUUUAAUGAGAAAUUAUUAUUGUAAUUAUUAUUAUUAUUAAUUAUUAUUAUUUUUAAUUACUUUGUCAGGCUGCAAGAGUGUUAAUAACAAUAUUGUUAUUUAAAUAUAUAAUUUUAUUAUUAUUAUUAUUAUUAUUAUUAUUAUAAUUAUAAAUUAAAAAUACUAAAUAUAUUUUAUUUUAAAAUGUAAUUUAUUAAUUUUUAGUAUACGUCGCGUCCUCGUUGCGCCUCGCCUCUUGUUAUACGACUUAGGUCGAUUUAGUUUCCCGAGGCUCUGGAAAAAAAAAAAGAAAAAACAAAAAAAAAAUUAAAUAAUUAAAUAAUUAAUGAAAAAAAAAAAUAAAUUAAUAAAAUAACUUAGAGAUUUAAACUUUUAACGAUGGUCAUUUUAUGUAGAAUUUAAAAAAAAAAAUAUAAAUAAAGUAAAGCAGGUGAAAUAAAUAAAAGCGCAGGGAAUAAAUUUUAGAAUAGUUUUGAGGGAUAAAUAAAUAUAUUUAAAUAAUGUGGGAUGCUUUAAACCCUCAUUAAAUUCGGGGGAGUACCUACUUAAUUAAACUGCCGGAAAAAAAUAUUAAAAUAAAUUAAAUUAUGAAUGCGUUUAAUUAAUUUAAAAGCGUGACAUAAUUAAUUAAUUAAUUAGUAGGUACUGUAAUAGUUGUAAACGAAUGUAUAAUGAAUCCACGAUUGGUCUGUCGUUCGAAUCGAUAUUAAAAAAAAAGUUAUUGUAAUAAUAAAUAAAAGUAAUGACUAAUGAUAAUUAGUUUAAUUGCAAGUGGAUGCGUGUGAUGUGUGGUAAUGAUUAUUAAUUAUUGUAAUAACGGAUGAUAGGAAAAGAAUUGCGUUGGACUUGCGAUAAAAAAUAUGAUUAUUAAAUAAUAAAUAAAUAAAUAAAUAAAAAGUGUUAACGCGAAAUCAACGAAAUACGGAUCGAUCGAUAAACCGAUCGGCAGAUCGAGCUUCGUCCCUUUAAACGCUAAUUAUAAUUAUUUAAAGCGCAACUUGGCCUGUUAUGAUAAUUCAAGUUCGAGAAAUAAUUAUUAUUAUUUUAUUGAUAAUUAAAAUCAAUGGGAAUAAAUAAGAGGAAAUAAAAUUAACAAGAAUUAAUAAGCCUCCGUCUAAACCAGGCGUUCAUUCGGAGGUAUCGUUAUAUUAUUUAAAUAUAACGUCGUGUAUAGUCGAAUAAUUAUAAUAAAUAUAAAAUAAAAAAAAAAAAUAUUUGAAACAAUCGGUGCCGAGUGUCAUCGUUAUCGUGUUAUUCACUGUUAUUGUUAUAUUUCGUAUAUAUUUAAAUUAUUAUUAAUAUUAUUAAUUAAUAAUUACAUCCAUCGUUCAUUGAUACUUACCAUUUUUGACUUCCUUAACUACACCUACUCUACUCUACCAUUAUCUAAAUAAUUAAAAUUAUAAAUAAAUAAAUAAAUGAAUGAAUAAAUAAAUGAAUUUUCAAAUACUGAUUUAACUUGAAUAUUUAAAAAAAAAAUAAUAAUAAUAAUAAAUAGCCCGUACUUGAUAAAUUAAGUAUAGGCAAUAAUGUAUCAUCAGUCGAGCGAACGAACCUGUCAAAAGCCCAAUAAAAAUAAUUCGUUAAGAUUUAAAACAUA
Messenger RNA from Microplitis demolitor, 8223 nucleotides. It is a transcript of the gene PMCA, whose product is annotated as plasma membrane calcium-transporting ATPase 2. Gene Ontology annotation, molecular function: ATP binding; ATP hydrolysis activity; P-type calcium transporter activity. The record is from RefSeq and is a predicted model, not a curated record. Gene Ontology annotation, cellular component: membrane; intracellular membrane-bounded organelle. Gene Ontology annotation, biological process: regulation of cytosolic calcium ion concentration; calcium ion transmembrane transport. The transcript is spliced from 16 exons. The coding region runs from base 814 to 4413 and encodes 1199 amino acids. NCBI's taxonomy places the organism in Eukaryota, Metazoa, Arthropoda, Insecta, Hymenoptera, Braconidae.